AACUUUGCUUCGCUUACUAGCCAGAGAGCUACUUCAAUCAAAAACCUUUUAAGCCUGCCAACAAGAUGCCUACCGCGACCUACAUAUCUCAGGCCAGCAUAACCAACUUUGGGCCGCUAACAACAACCUAUACGGCACCCACAUCAUGUGCCACUGCUACAGAUCAUCUUUACUUUCCUUACCGAGACGUCAGUGAACAGCCUGAAUAUCUUUGGGCUUGGCCUACUUGUACAAUGCAGCUGUAUGGUAAAUGCAUACCAUCUGGAGAUAAAUACGAUCACCUUAUCACAGCAACAUAUGCCAAGACUCUUGAUAUUGGUUUUUACCAUUAUUAUUCGCCGGGUUUGUAUUGCCCGGCCAACUGGACGACCGUUGGAAAAUACGUGAAAGGAACUGGAGGCACUGCACAGAUAACGGGGGCUCUCACCAAGACAGAAUCAGAGCCCGUGCCGGAGCGGUGGGAGCCAGGUCGGCCAUUUCCUACAGAUCCGACAAGUGUGUGGAAUCAAGUCUUGGAACCAUCAGAGACACUGGUUGUUUGUUGCCCAAGCGAGUACACCCUCGACUUUAAUGGCAACUGCUACUCAGUGGUUGGCCCAGCGUCCUCAUAUGGAUAUACAGAGAUCUGCGGAUUCCUCAUACCGACAUCCGUGGUACCCUUGACAAGCACGAAAAGUGGCCGUCCUUAUUACAUCUAUACUGAACCUAUUCCUCUAGCAACAUUCACGCGAGAUAUGCCGACGAGAGCAUUGUCUGCAGACCGCCAUGUUGUUGAAAGGAUUCCAGCAGUGGCACUUAUUCAUCAGGAAGUGGAUUUCACUAAAACUAGUGGAGGAGGUGAUGCUAAAGAGAACGCAGCGAACAGGACAAGUCAGCGCAGUUAUGUUACGCUCCUGUUAGCAAUGGCGAUUAUGACAACAGUUGCGAUAUCUGGGUUGUAAGACUUUAACUGAGGAUAGGAUUGUUUUAUUAUUCUUGACAUCGUAGUGAGGAAUGUAAGAAGUCUGCAUCUGUACAGUGGACAGACUGCCUGAUUGUUUCAGGGUCAAAAUAACACAUGCUCUAUUGUCCCUUACUGGCUGAUAGCACUCAAUCAAUAACCACAAACAACGACAGCCAACU
Molecule: messenger RNA, 1122 nt
Organism: Fusarium verticillioides 7600
Lineage: Eukaryota; Fungi; Ascomycota; Sordariomycetes; Hypocreales; Nectriaceae
Exons: 2
Coding region: 66-941 (291 amino acids)
Source: RefSeq, a predicted model, not a curated record